Molecule: messenger RNA, 4321 nt
Organism: Colias croceus (clouded yellow)
Lineage: Eukaryota; Metazoa; Arthropoda; Insecta; Lepidoptera; Pieridae
Product: probable G-protein coupled receptor Mth-like 6
Exons: 9
Coding region: 299-2503 (734 amino acids)
Biological process (GO): cell surface receptor signaling pathway
Cellular component (GO): membrane
Molecular function (GO): transmembrane signaling receptor activity
Source: RefSeq, a predicted model, not a curated record
CGGAACAUUAGUGUGAACGAAACCCACAUUUCAGUAACACAGUGAGAUCGCGGAAAAUCGCGUUAACAGUUUCAAGGGCAUAACAGCCUCCAGUGAGCUGCGAAACGCUAAGGCGAAUAGCAGUGAGCGAAGCCGCCGCGGCGUGGGCAAUUGGCAGCACUCAGUCACUGCCGGCAGACCACUUCACGCGGCUUAUACAAUAAACAAUGCAUUCCAUGACGAUCGACGUCCAACACCUGUUAUAAUUUUUUACAUAUUAUUAUAUUGACGAUAAAGCUCUCGAAAGAAACUUAUCAAAAUGUGGCUCCUCAUUUUUAUGUGUGUGGAUAUCAGUGCAACAGUUUGGAUAAAUAGCGAUAGUGAUAACAGUGAUCAUUUCCGAAAAUGUUGUGACAGAAAUCAAAUUCUUAAAAAAAUUACGGAGCAAAAUUUAACAAUGCUCGAAUAUUAUGAGUGUGUGGAACUGGCCUACGCAAAAGAAAAAUAUAACGUCUCUAUUUCUCCGCUUUUCAUGAAUAAUGGUGUCGAGGUGCAGUAUGGUAUGCCUAGUGAUUGCGAAAGUUUUGCAGCUAGGACAAUAAGUAAUCCUGAAACGGAGCUUUAUUCCUCAGAGAAUACAUGUUAUGAUAGACUCGUUAUUGAGAUAGUAAAUGGUAGUUUUGUAGAAAACAUUCCUAAGACAAUAGAAUUAAGUUGUAAUAAAAGCGAAGAUGCUAAUAUUACUCGAUCUACAUUAAAACUGAAUCAACUGAGAAAGUGCUGCCCUAUUGGACAACAGUUCGAUACAGAAUAUCACGUAUGUAGGGAGAGUUUCGAAAAUUAUGAGGACGACUCGCUUUUUAAAGAUUUAAAUAUAAGUGAAGUGAAUUAUAUUUAUGAAGUAGGAUAUGGAAUACGUUGCAAAUUCGAUGAAUAUGCUUUGGAGCUAACAGAAAACUUAUUUUCAAUGACCGUUAUGAAUAGUAGCCUAUUAGUAGUUAAUAAGAGUGACAAAGAAGAAAGAACAUUCUUGUCAGGAGAAUGGUGCGUGGAUCGACAAUAUAAUGGCAAGGGGUUGGUAGCUCAAACGUGUUCUCAAGAUUGUAAAGACUUUGGAGCCUAUUGUUUAAGAAAAUGCUGUCCACAAGGACAUCAUUUCAGAGUUCUCAGAUGUGGAAGUUUCAUAAGCGAAUGUGUUCCAGAUCAGGAUGAUAGUACCCUAUUUAAUAUUUCUACUUACACGGAUCCUCUACGAAGUAAUUAUCAUGAUUUAUUUGAUGUCAUGGGUAUCCGCAUUGGCCUGACUUGCCCUACUGGAAGGUUCGGUCUGGACACGUCUAUACCUCAAGAUCAACAUCGACUCCGGCCGGACGCACACCUGGAAUCUGGAUGGAUUCUAACAAAUACUUAUUGCCUUGAAAUGUUCGAUCGUCGGGAUUGCCCGACAAAUGACGUCACCAUCACUGCCGUUCUUUGUUUUCAACCAGCGCCUGACCAAAGUCAAAGAAAAGAUUAUCGCAUUUCCUCUGUGAUUAUUACGAUAUCGAGCGUGUGCCUGGGACUGACUCUCAUAGUGUACUGUGCUUUGCCCGAGCUGAGGAACCUCAAUGGCCGAAACCUGAUCUGCCAUGUUAGCAUGAUGCUGUUAGCGUUCUCUUGCCUCGCUCGGGUACAACACAGCGCGGUUGCGAACUUCCACCUUUGCACUUUCCUUGGGUAUGGAAUUUACUUCGGCUUUGUGGCAGCGUUUGCUUGGCUUAACGUCAUGUGCUUCGACAUCUGGUGGACAUUUGGGAGUGUCCGAACAGUGAAACCGUUGCGCAAAUCAGCGUCAGAGCGACGCCGGUUUAUCUGGUACUCUUUGUAUGCAUGGGGAAUCACAGUUCUUCUUACAUUGACCAUGUUUCUGCUGGACAGAUAUCCUGUGUCGAUCUAUCUGGACGCUAAUAUUGGGAGUGGGGCCUGUUGGUUUGGCGCUGUUCAAAAUACGGAGACGGACUGGCCUCACUAUAUCUUCUUCGUCGUACCUAUGGGCAUUGUGACAUGUACAAACUUCAUCCUCUGGAUGCUGACGGCUCGAUACUGCGCCAAAGUGAAGUCGGAAGUUCAUCGCCUACAAGCAGGAUCAGUUGGGGAACGAGCAAAGAAACGAUUCCGUAUAGACAGAGCUAAGUACAUUUUGACCGGAAAGCUGUGGGUUGUAAUGGGAGCGGGGUGGGUGUCCGAGUUGCUCUCCACGAUUGUGUCUGAUCCCCAGUGGCUUUGGAACAUCGUAGAUCUCAUAAACCAAUUGCAAGGAGUGUUUAUUUUCUUAAUACUUGUGGUUAAACCGAAGCUGUACUACGUCAUAAGAAAACGAUUAGGUUUUUCACGGACUCCGAUAAAUACAAGAUUGGAGAAACCAGACGCUCAGAAAAAUGCCACUUCAUCUUCGGGACGAACAUCAUCCACCUUCCUCUCAAGGACAAUAAGUUCCGACGAACGUGCUAACCUUAGGAUAAGUGCACCGCAGAGUAUUAAAUAGAAUAAAGUAAAUAUUAUGCUAUGGACCGAUUAAAUUUUAUGUACAAUAUGAGAUGUACGAAUGUUUAAUAAUUAAAAUUAAAAUCGCAUCAUAUUAAGCUAUUACUUAGGUAUUAUUGUUACAGUUUACUUAGUUUUUGUAAUUGCUUAUAACAACUCAUGUGUAACCAAAAACUAGUCAGUUUUGUAUCUACCACCGUUUUCAUGACGUUAUUAAAGUCCAUUCAAAUUCAGAAAUUAAAAGCUUUUAAUAUUUUCGGUAUUUAAUCCGACGUUGUGUGUUCGACACUUAUAGGUAGCGAGGUCAAAGGGACAGCUUGCCAUGAUUAAUAAUAUAUUUUAUAAAUCACGUUUAAAAUCUUUUUUUAAUAAGUUUUAAAUGUCUAAAAAUACUUGAGUAUAAUAUAACACAUUCAUUAAAUUUUUAUUAGCAUUAUGACCAUUGACCGUUAAAAUCUUGCUUCACAUUAUAUAAGAUUUUUAUGACCGACAUUUGUCAUCUAUAAAUGGAGAGGAUUUUUCGCUUAAAAAUAAAAGCCUUGUUAUUAAGACACAUAAAAAUAAAAAUAAAGUACUUGUUAGUUUCCGAUUAGAAUAAUACUUGUGGUUCUGAAAUGAAUCUCCAUCCAAAUAUAGAAUUUAUUAUAAAUAUAGCAGGUAUUUUAAUUCAUGUGCAGGAAAUUGCAAUUUAUGUUUCGUUAAUUAACGAAUAGAUCGGACUCCAUGAUGCCGAAUUCUUUAUGUUUGUAAUGUUAUUAUUUGAUCAGGCAAUGACUCAGCGAGACAAAAGUGUACAAAAAGUGCCUAAUGACUCUUUAAAUAUAGAAAAAUCCGAUUUGUUAAUCUCAAUCGGAUCAAGUAACAUAUGUAAUUAAUAACCAAUUUUACUGUGGAUAAAGCGUUGUUCCAUACAAUUUAGGUUAUGGUUCUAGUCAUUUUUAGUUAUGUAGUUCCACGUACGAUAGAUGUUUGUAAUUGAUAUAAUUUUACUGCGACAUCGUGUGUAUGAUAUCAAUAAUUUACUGUAUUUUUUGAUGGAUUAAAUAAGUUUGAUGUACUUUGAUUUGAAUAUGUUGUUAUGUGUAGUUUUUAUUUUGUCGCUCCUUAUAUUAAUGAAAUGAUUUUGUUUAAUAUAAUAUCAACUAAAUAUUAAACGUUUAUACGUACUUAUUUUAAGUCAAAUAUUUAAAAAAUGACACAUAGAGUUAAGUUACAUAAGAGAACCUAUAGUUUUAGAAGUGUUCUUUUGCUAUAAAACCCUAGAAAUAGGUUAUGAAAAGAACUUAACAAGUUGCAAAUUUAAAGAUUUGCACAAUAUUUCCAUUUUAGUAUGUACAUUUUCAGAUAAUGUUAUAAAAACAUCAAGAGUUGACGAAUUAACAAAUUUCGCAAAAAAAAAAAUGUGUAGAUAAAAUUAGCCUGUUGUAUUUACUACUUUUUUAGCGCAGCUUAAUUUGGAGCUUGUUUUUUUAUCUAUUAGGAUAUUUGACUGUGAUUGUAGAUAAAUAUUAUUUACGGUACUGUAUCUAUUCAACGCGGCAUACCUACAAAAUUUAUGAAUAGGUACGCAAAAUAGUUCUUGGUCAUUUGCACAUUUUCAGGAUAAGCUCAACAGAUAAUAAUGUACUAUUUUUUUAUUUUCCCGAAGUAUUUAAACUAUACAAAAUAUCAGGAACAAAUCACCAUUAUUGAAGAGUACCUAUUUACGGUGUAUGAAAUGUAAUUUUCUAAAUACAUUGUAAAGCGUAUCUAUAUGCUACCUAUAUAUAAAGUGUAAAACUAUGAUAUAAACAUUAAAAUAAAUUUAUUAUCAAUGGAA